CAGCUCCACCCGUCCUUCUAUCUACCCAUCAUGUUCGCCCAAGCCGUCCUCCUCAUCGCCUUCGUGUGCAACGUAUCAGGCACACCCUACGUAGUCACCGACCCCAAGGAUCUUCACAGCACCUGGUCCAGCGACGACUACAAAGCCACACACGAUACCCAUUCGAUCCGGUGGGAGUUCACCGUGAAAGGAAGAAACGGUGUACCAGACCCAGGAAACUUUGCAGCUUCAUGCCACGGCCUGCAGGUGAUUUCGGACGACCUCGAUCUGACGGGGAAGCCUGACUUUGAGCGCUGCAACGACACGGCUUACGAGGCUCGCCAGUACUUUUCCGGGGAGUACACGACUGUCGAGGUUCGCCGCACCGAUUACCCUGAUCUUGGGAAGGAGGUGCAGAUCUCGGCUACGGCGAAUUAUACUUCGACCAACGAUAAUAUUGUUAAUGGGCACUUGAAGUUUGGCAAUUUCCAGACAAAGUUCAUUUCUACACCUAUUGAGGGUUAG
Molecule: messenger RNA, 504 nt
Organism: Fusarium odoratissimum NRRL 54006
Lineage: Eukaryota; Fungi; Ascomycota; Sordariomycetes; Hypocreales; Nectriaceae
Exons: 1
Coding region: 31-504 (157 amino acids)
Source: RefSeq, a predicted model, not a curated record